UCAAAAGAAAACAAAUAUACCUUCCUCGAAGUUGGUUCUUUUCGUCGUAGCACAUUUACUCAAAAAUGGGUAAAUUGAACAAAAAGAUCUUGAAGCACAAAAUUGCCCAGAAAUCGGCAGAAGAUGCUUCAGUGAAAGGCCCUUUUCCAAUCUAUCGCUCUACGGCUGUUCAGCUGAAUGGUCCCGAGCCAAAGAGUUUCAAAAUCAUCGAGCGAAAACCUAAACCGAAAGAUAAACCGAAACUUGCUGAGCCACAGAAUUCUGAACCGUCGACAACUGAUACGGAUGAUCACGUUGACGGACAGAAAGUGAAAAAGUUACGAAAGUUGGCCAUUUCACGAUUGUCCAAAAAGGAGAAAAAGCAGUUCCGAAAAGAUGAAAUGCUCAAGAAGAUCGAGCUCACGAAAGAUGCAUUUAAAAAGGACAAAGAGCGGAAAAAGCGCGAGAAAACGGCAAUUACCGGGGACCUGAGACCAUUGCUGGACGCUCUUCCGUCGCUGGAUUCAUUGUUUGAAAUAAAAUCAUCAACCAAGCUCAAGACGGGAGUACCACAGUUCGACAAAAAACCAGAGCCCAAAAGCAAAAAAUCACGCAGAGCUCUUCGCAUGAAGCAACGCAAACGAGAAUUUAUCACCCGCUGUACGGCCAUGAAGCAAGUUAUUAACGAUAAAAAGUUUCAAAAAGAUCCAAAAAAGGUUAUUGCAGAGCAUAUCAAAAACACUCGUAAGGAACAACUGGCGCUAUUGAUGGGAACUGCAUCUAGCUAAUCAUCUGUGGUAACGAAUGCAAGUUACUCUACAAAUCUAUCUACCAUUGUAUACUUUGAAAGUAAUUAAAUAUGUUACAUUUU
This is a messenger RNA of Anopheles coustani, 850 nucleotides long. Its product is annotated as ribosome biogenesis protein SLX9 homolog. The transcript has a single exon. The coding region runs from base 66 to 767 and encodes 233 amino acids. Gene Ontology annotation, biological process: maturation of SSU-rRNA from tricistronic rRNA transcript (SSU-rRNA, 5.8S rRNA, LSU-rRNA). Gene Ontology annotation, cellular component: preribosome, small subunit precursor; 90S preribosome; nucleolus. Lineage: Eukaryota; Metazoa; Arthropoda; Insecta; Diptera; Culicidae. The record is from RefSeq and is a predicted model, not a curated record.